Limanda limanda (common dab) is the source of this 540-nucleotide messenger RNA. RefSeq names its product UBX domain protein 10 (gene ubxn10). NCBI's taxonomy places the organism in Eukaryota, Metazoa, Chordata, Actinopteri, Pleuronectiformes, Pleuronectidae. The record is from RefSeq and is a predicted model, not a curated record. The transcript has a single exon. The coding region runs from base 1 to 540 and encodes 179 amino acids. Gene Ontology annotation, molecular function: protein binding.
AUGUGGCAGCCGAGCCAGGAUGAGGUCCUGCACAUGCUGCAGCAGCUUCCUGCGGUUCCACCACAUUCCUUAAACAAGCUCAAGGUCCUGCCCCCCAUAGAGCGCAGGCGGUCAGGGGGGGGGCCCGGAGGAGACUUGGAUAGAACCGUGCACAGCCUGUCUGAUGAGACCGUCCCGCAGCAGAGGCGGACCCCCGGCUCUGAGGGGGACAACAGGGCUGAUGUGGCCCUCAGGAUGUGGCCCAACACCUCAGAGCCGGAACCAUUGGGGGCCAGUGUUGAUUUGCUGUUAGCCGUGCGGGCGCCGUGCGGCCGGAGGUUCCAGCAGCACUUUGAGUCCACAGACGCUCUGCUGGCGGUGAAGACCAGUGCAGAGGCCCGGUUCACAGAGACGUACGGAGACGUCUCCAUCGAGACCAUGGACGUGCCGCGCAGGAGCUUCACGGACAUGAACAUGACUCUGGCCCAGAGCGGCGUCAUGAACAGAUCCGUGCUCUGCAUCACACGGAACAACAAUGACAGCGUGGAGCUACAUGAUUGA